This is a messenger RNA of Durio zibethinus, 1540 nucleotides long. Its product is annotated as chitinase-like protein 1. Gene Ontology annotation, molecular function: chitinase activity. Gene Ontology annotation, biological process: chitin catabolic process; cell wall macromolecule catabolic process; carbohydrate metabolic process. Lineage: Eukaryota; Viridiplantae; Streptophyta; Magnoliopsida; Malvales; Malvaceae. The record is from RefSeq and is a predicted model, not a curated record.
AGAUGCUUUCCCCUAAAAUCCAGCCUGGUAUUGCGUAAACCUCGAACACCUAUUUCCCCGUCAAUCCAUCAUCCACCGUUGGAUCAUCCCAAACAUGUUCGCCAUUUAAGCACACUCCACACCACUAGUUUAGACGACCCUGAAAAAGACCCUGCAUCUAACGCUUUCCUUUUCAUUUCUUCCCCUCUUAAACGAACUCACCCUCCUUUUUGCCUUCCACACAAACAAAAUCAGCAAAAACCCUCAUCUCCAGGGCAAAGGGCGAUAAUGGCUGCCUUAAACAGGGCCAUUGCUUUGAUUUUUACUGUGGGUUUGGUUGCCAAUCUUGCUCUAAUGGCUGAUGCAGAUGAUGAUAAGAAGAUUCAAGUGAAGACUGUGAAGGGCAAGAAAAUGUGUAUGCAGGGAUGGGAAUGUAGUUACUGGUCGAUCUAUUGUUGCAACCAUACCAUUUCAGAUGUCUUCCAGGUUUAUCAAUUUGAGGACCUGUUUUCUAAGAGGAAUUCGCCUGUGGCUCAUGCCGUGGGGUUCUGGGAUUACAAGUCUUUCAUUUUGGCUGCCGCUAUUUAUGAGCCUCUGGGUUUCGGAACAACCGGUGGUAAGCUUAUGCAGAUGAAGGAGGUAGCUGCUUUUCUUGCCCAUGUCGGUGCCAAGACAUCUUGUGGAUAUGGAGUGGCAACAGGAGGACCCUUGGCUUGGGGCCUUUGCUAUAACAGAGAAAUGAGCCCUAGCCAGGAUUACUGUGAUGAGUCCUACAAAUACAUUUUUCCCUGUGCUCCUGGAGCUCAAUACUAUGGCCGUGGUGCCUUGCCAAUUUACUGGAACUUCAACUAUGGAGCUACUGGGGAAGGUAUCAAAGCCGAUCUGUUGAACCAUCCCGAGUAUGUAGAGCAGAACGCCACUAUUGCAUUCCAGGCUGCCAUUUGGAGGUGGAUGACCCCAAUCAAAAAGUCACAACCUUCAGCGCAUGACAUUUUCGUCGGCAACUGGAAACCAACUAAGAAUGAUACUUUGGCCAAGCGGGGUCCUACUUUUGGCACCACCAUGAACGUUCUUUAUGGAGAUUUUACUUGUGGGCAGGGUGAUAUUGAUCCCAUGAACACGAUUGUCUCCCAUUACCUGUAUUACCUUGACCUGAUUGGUAUUGCACGAGAACAGGCAGGGCCACAUGAUGAGCUCACUUGUGCUGAGCAGGUUGCAUUCAACCCAACCCCUGCUCCAAAUGCUGCAUCUUCUUCUUGAGCUUUUGUGUAUUCUAUUAGUUAGCCAAUCUUAUUGUUAUGCUGCACUUGUCAAGGAAGAAUUAUUAAUAAGAGAGUCGGGCAAUUAAACCGUUGUAAAAUCAUUUUCUGUGUCGGUGUGAAAGUGGCCCAUCCACUGCAUGAUUAUCUAGUUAUAUACGUUGAUUUGCUGUUGCUGUUCUUUGUCAUUGCUGUACUGUGUGGAAUUUCAUAUAUUUGUUAUUGUGUACUCAUGAUGAUAAUGAUAUAAUGUAUUGAACCACCAUUUUAUUCAAUGUCUUUAAAUAAUUCUGCAUUCUGUA